AUGUCGUUUCUGGAAUACUCCGACAAGUUCGCCCCCAUGAAAAUGCCCCCUCGUUGCAACCUCUGUCCCUUCUCCACGACGUCGUCUUUCCUGAUGGUGAACCACGUAAGGCGCCACCAAGCCCCCUUGCAACAUUUCAACUGCGAAAACAUUGAAAUUUUCCACUGCAAGGACUGCACUUUCGGAACAAAAUUAACCCUUUUAUUCAAACAACACCUUCGAGAGCACCGCCACAUCCAAGAAUCCGACACCGUUCGGAACUAUUUUUGUGACAAAUGCAAGUUUGAGACACAUUUUGCUUUGAAGUGGCUUCACCACACAAUUCAAUGUUCAAAAAAUUCGACAAAUCGGUGGUACGAGUGCGACCAGUGCAGCCAAAAGUUAAAACGAAAAUACUCUUUGAGGAUGCACAAAAUCUCGAAACAUUUGAACGACGACGAACGAAUUUGGUACCACUGUGCACAGUGUUCGUAUAAAGCUAAACACCAGUGUUAUUUAAAGCGACAUGAAAUGAAUCGGCAUUUGGAUGAACAAAGUAUAAAGUGGUUUGAGUGCGACAAGUGUGACUAUAAAGCUAAGGAAAAGUAUGUUUUGAAGAGUCACGUUAAAGUGCUUCAUUUGAGCGACAAGGACAUCAAGUGGUAUGAAUGCGAAAAGUGCCAAUUUAAAGCUAAACGUAAGCCGGGGUUAAAAGCGCACAUAAAAUUUAAGCAUUUAGAUAAAGAAAGUGUUAAAUGGUACGAAUGUGUUAAAUGCUCUUAUAAAAGUAAGCGAAAUGUGGAUUUGACCAGACACGUGAAAACGCAACAUUCGCAUAUAAAGAAUAUUGUGUGGUUCGAAUGCGACAGGUGCCCGUUUAAAGCUAAAUCUAGUUCGAAUUUGAAAAUACACGUGAAUGCCUUACAUCUGGAAGGACUAGAUGUCAAAUGGUACGAGUGUGAAAAGUGUCCAUAUAAAACCAAAACAAACAGUUGUUUGCUUCGACAUGUAAAAUUUCGACAUUCAAAUAAAUAG
This is a messenger RNA of Zophobas morio, 1014 nucleotides long. RefSeq names its product zinc finger protein 64-like. Gene Ontology annotation, biological process: regulation of transcription by RNA polymerase II. The transcript has a single exon. Bases 1 to 1014 code for a protein of 337 amino acids. The record is from RefSeq and is a predicted model, not a curated record. Gene Ontology annotation, molecular function: RNA polymerase II transcription regulatory region sequence-specific DNA binding; DNA-binding transcription factor activity, RNA polymerase II-specific. NCBI's taxonomy places the organism in Eukaryota, Metazoa, Arthropoda, Insecta, Coleoptera, Tenebrionidae.